CUAUAGAAUGGUCACGGAAAAACAGUUCAUCUACCGUAACACAUGAAAAUGGAAACAGAUCCCGGGAGGAUUUUCAGUGGUGAAGGGAUAAUUUGUAAAGCCGGAUUAUAGGGCGCAUUAACGACGAUCAAAUCCGAUUGUAAGAGUGAGUUUUCAAAGUUUAUAGACAGAGAAAAGAAAAACAACCAAGUAUAUAGACUUUCACAUUUUUUGAAUACAGAACAAUGCGAUCUUGCGGAAACCAGUCAUAGUUUGAGGGAACAAUUUAAUAUCAAUCUUUUCUUGAGGAAAUAUCGGCAAAACAUGCUUCUUAUCACGCGCGAGAACCGAGGAUAAUGAAAACUUUGACAGGUGCGGAACGUCAAAAUUGAAAAGGGGAAUUAUAUAUAUCUUAUAUCUACUGGGGGGAAAUUGUGUCAAUGUCUGGUGAUUAAACUUUUAUUCAAAAUGACAGAUUCGAAUAAUAAACGGAGCAAUGCAUCACGGUUGUGUAUUAAUCUUCAAGGGGACAACGACGAAGACGGAACGGUACGGCCCUCUCCUCUGUGGAUCAACCCUCGGGUGGACGGGAGAAUCAACACAGACUCCGCGGUCGAUUUCUCCUCGUGGCUCAAACCGAACUGGCUCGAGGAACAGGAGCAGUUUUCGUACACCCGUUCGCCCACCCCUGGGGCAGACUCGACGUCAGGCGAAGAAACGGAUUCUGAGAGAUACCCUGAAAAGCAACGGUCGGGAAGAAAAAAGAAAGAACUCAGCUUUUCGACUGCUGUGAACGUUACGAAGGCGGCAAAUCUGUUUAGAAGCAGAUCCCAGGCUCAAAAGAGACAGUUCGUUGCUAACAAUCUUGAAGUUCAGCGCAGCAAAACGUCAAUCGGAGUAGAAAACCCGAGUAACGGUGUUUCUAGAAGCAAGAGUGUUCGGUGGGUGGACGGACGUACUCAGAGAGACAACAUGGACGAAUCUAGAGGUACAGCAAUGAUAUCCAGAAGUAAAUCGUUUUCUUACGACGAACCCCUCAGCGGGCUUUUUGAUAUAGCCAAGGCGGCGGGUAAACGAAAACCAAUCUUGGUCAACAACACUCCAAAGUUACCCUCCCCGGCACCCUACAGCUUGUAUCUAUACGCGCAAACACCACAGCCCCCGAAACCCGACAAAGAAUUCAAAGUUCCAAAGAAAAGGCGGAAAAGGCUGUGCAAGAUUAUACUUGAAGAAGAUGAAGCGGAAGCACUGCGUCCAAAAAUCGGCGAUCGAAAAGUUUCAGAUGACGAAUUGGAUAUGAUAGUUUCGAGACUUAUUCGACCAACGAAUGCGAGUCGAGCGAGAUCGGCUUCGAUAAGUCGAGUUUUCUUCCAGUCCCAAAAGAAACCUCCACCACGUGUUCGCGUAGAUUACUUGGUUUUUGAGCCGAAUCGUUUUCGCGGGUUGAAAAAAGUGGGAAUCGACGAGCUAGAGGAGAUUACAGAGAGACUUAAUACAUUCGAUAUUGAGAGAUGGCCGCCAAAUUCAGCAAGGAACGAAAUUAGGAAAUCGGUGAAAGAGGAAAAACUUGGUGUCUUGAAUAGUUACCAGUGGAAAGGCGUAAAGAACUGCUAAGAUCAAAGUACAUACAUAGGGUAAAUACUACAUACUAUCGUUUAUAUAUUCCAAUAGAGAACCAAUUUGAUAAUUGAAUGAACAAACACUAUAGAAACAUUAACAAAUUAGUGACAAUGAAAAUUAUUCCGUGGAUUGAAAAUUGAAAGAGACAAUUUUUAACCCUUUUAUUUUGUAUCAAUGUGCUUAAAGCCAUGCAUUAGCCUUUGUACAAUCAGUGUUUCUUUUUGGUUGGUUCCAAAUUAUUUUUACGUUUGAAACAGAUAGAAAUUUGGUGCAGUCAUUUGGUAGAUUCAUUUUUUUUGUCAUUUUGUACUAACCAUUUACAUUUAUCAAUAAAAUAUGGAAUACUUU
Messenger RNA from Magallana angulata, 1947 nucleotides. RefSeq lists its product as uncharacterized. The record is from RefSeq and is a predicted model, not a curated record. The transcript is spliced from 2 exons. NCBI's taxonomy places the organism in Eukaryota, Metazoa, Mollusca, Bivalvia, Ostreida, Ostreidae. The coding region runs from base 448 to 1593 and encodes 381 amino acids.